ACCACGUGACGGCGCCCCGGGCCAAUGGGAGGCGCGGCUCGCGCCCCGUUCAAGAAGCGUGGCCGCGUACGCGGGAACGAGAGAGGAGACGCAGCGGAGACCCCCCCCGGGGCGAGAGGCGUAGACCGUGGAAAGAGCGCCUCUGGAACUACCCGCUGAUAAGAGUUGUCAUUUAAUUUGUGGUUCGUUUACCGUGUGUUUGUAAUACCAAGGGAGCGCGUUCACGAGGGCCAGAUUCGGUGACUGUAAAAUAGUCGUCGUCGUCGGGGGGGGAGAGUGGGAAGAGAAAAAAUCGCGAAUUUUACGAGUUGUGGCAGCAUUGGGAGUUCCAAACAAGCGGUUGUUGGGUCAAACAAAUCACAAUCGGUAAUCUCCGGGAGGGGAGGCGCGUGCUUGGGAACAAUUAACGUCUCUUAAUAACAACAGCGAGACACUACACCAAGCUGCUGCCUGUCGUCGUUACAAACAGCGGUGACGAAGAGCGGCAAUCAUUGUAAUUGUAGACAAACCAGCAAAAGCCCCCCCCCCCCACCCCGAGUAGUUACGUGAGCACGGACAGCAGCAGCAGCAACAGCAGCAGCACCCAUGGCGAAGGUUCAAGUGAAUAAUGUGGUGGUGCUCGACAACCCGUCCCCCUUCUUCAACCCCUUCCAGUUCGAGAUCACCUUCGAGUGCACCGAGGAUCUGCUCGAAGACCUAGAGUGGAAGAUUAUCUACGUGGGCUCGGCCGAGAGCGAGGAGUACGACCAGACGCUGGACUCGGUGCUCGUGGGGCCUGUCCCCGCCGGUUGCCACAUGUUCGUCUUCCAGGCGAUGGCCGCGAACCCGGAGCUGAUCCCCGACACGGACGCGGUCGGCGUCACGGUCGUGCUCAUCACGUGCACGUACCGCAACCAGGAGUUCAUCCGCAUUGGCUACUACGUCAACAACGAGUACAUCGACCCCGAGCUCAAGGAGAACCCUCCCGCCAAACCUGAUUACUCCAAGCUCCAGAGGAACGUGCUGGGCACGAGCCCCCGCGUCACACGGUUCCAGAUCAACUGGGACGACUCGCAGAAAGUGGCGGAGCGUGAGAACGUCGACCCGGCGCUGGCAUCGAACUCUGCGGCGUCCAUGACGGCGGCGACGGCCUCGCCGGGACUGUCCACGAAGGGAUUGCCAGCCUUCUCGCCGCCACCGCCGCUCGGCAUGUCGUCCUCCGCCCUUGCCCUCAACGUCCACCCCGACAACAGCAACUCCAUGGACUGCCUCUGACUUCGCGCCUCCUCUUCCAUCGUUGUCGUUUGUCGCGUUUCCGAAAUUGCCGCGGGAUUAAAAAAACUAAACAGAAAAACCGUGAAGUUGUUCCAAUGGCCACGUCGUGCGUUUCUCGCAACCGUGCUCCGGAAGGGUUUUCAGUUCCGUGGCAUGGUGUGAUGCCCCCCCCCCCCCACCAUCACCGCCUUGUUUGUGUUGUCUUUUUAUAUCGACAGGAAGCGACUUUGCUUUUCGGCUUGCCGACAUGAAACCCUUGCAGGUCAGGAGCGGACCGUCCACCACAACGCCCCCCGCCCCCCCCCCAGCUGCUAUCCCCUACUUUUUUGGUUCACUCCUUUUUACUUCUCACAGCUCCAGUGUGCGUGGUAUGAGGCAGACGGAGCGGAGAGUUUGGUUCGGGAUGUGGGUGGUUGUGUGGGUGGGAGAGAGGCGGGGGUGGGGUGACAUUGGCGAGAUGUUAACUACCUCGCGUGGUAUGCAGGAGGUCAUGGGUUCGAUCCCGAUCCUGACGCCUGCUGCUGUCCUUUUGGAGUUUUAGAUGUCUCCCCUGUGGGUCGCGUGGAUUUUUAUCCAGGUCCUACGGAUUUUCCUCCCCACAUUUAGAAUCAAUGUCACGCGUUUAGAGUAUUUGGCUGUUCGUACAUUUACACACGAUGAUAAGCCACUUCGUUGAGUUACCAUUUGUAAUUGCCAGGUCCCUUCUGAAAAAAGAGCUACAUAGCUCAGUGGGGCCUUACACCUGGUAAAAUAAAAGUAGUUUAGUUGAGGGGUUUUCAUCGAGGUAGGCCGAAGGCUUCGAUGCGCCGUGGAGGUCACUUGCCGUUGACCUCCAGUGUGGAAAGCUACGGAAAAGCCGCUGCCGUUUUUUUUUGUCGUGACAGAUUCAGAAUUUUGGAGGUGGCUGAAUAAUCCCCCCGUGGGCUCCUGCCCAUGUUGGUAUUGUCACCUUUCCCUCUACCGCUGCCUCCCCCCCUCCAAAUUAUUUCCUGGAUUUCUAAAGAAAUGAGCAAUUUCUCGUGCGCUGCAAAGCAAUCGUUUCAGCCCAGUUACAAGAUGAGAUUAAAGCACAAAACGUAAUAUACUUGUUCUAAAUUGGCGUUGUCUAGGUAUGUCACAACGUUUGCCUCCAUAUCCCCCGUACAACACCUCCCCCCCCCAAAGCCAUUGAAUGAAUUGUCACAAUUUGGCGUUUCAGUUUGAUUCAAGAAUAAUAUUUUCGUCUACCUUUGGCGCUGCCUUGUUUGUGUUCUCUUUUCCCACUCCCCUGCUACCCCUGUCUUAGCUGUGCAUUUUCCUACACUCACGUCAGGGCGCGUAUUUGCAAGAGUAUUUUGCGCAACGUUAGUUAUCAGACUCCUGUUACCAUGCACGAUUUAGAAGAAGUGUGGAGUUGUGAGAAUAUAUUUCGGUCGGUGUGUCGACCCGUUAUGAUUACGCGCCCAAGUGUUGACGCCCAUCUCCCGAGAUGACAACUGUCAGCCUUAAUACGUAUGUACGUUUAACUUCUUUCGCACCGUACGUUGGCAACCGGCGCUAAUUGGAGGUGCGGGGGAAGGUUAAACUGAACACAAAGUGGUUCUUUAAGAAAUUCGUUUUCAAUUUAGAUUAUUUUAAAGUAACUCAUGACAUGGCAGUAGCACAAUAGGGAUAUAAAUUGGGGGGAGGGGCAACGCACAUUGAACAAAUGUGAAUAAUAAUCAAACGGGAGUGAGACCACACGCUAUUACCUGCGAGUCGUGCUACACGCCAUUCACAAAUCGGUGUCGUGACGUCGUUGACGUGUUGAGAAUCACUGUGGUGGUGGUGCCUAUGUCCUGUGCAUUUGUACGUUUGUUAGGAAAGAUCAAAUUUGCAGAGCGGAAGGGGGUGCGGGGAGGGGUGUCUUUUGUUCUCGCACCUGCUCACACAGUUGAUUAAUUGUAAUAUUUAUUUUUAUGAAUGCGCUUAAGGGGAGGUGCGGCAGGAUGGAUGAUGAGGUGGAUGACAUAAUGGCCCAGAGGGGUCUUUGAGCCAAUUGACUCAACAAUUUCUUAUCUUUCCCAGCCAGGGUGGCAAAUGCUAAUAAUGAUUUUAUGAAAGCGGUGGGGUUUUUUUUUCUUCCUCGAUCACAAAUAUGUACGAUGUUGUCGAAGGGUGCCGUAGAAUGUCCGAUUUUAUAGAUUGUUUUGGGAGAACUCAUUUGAUAGGAAACGUCUACGGGGAAAAAAAAUCUUUAAUGCAUAUUAAGUGCGUGUCUAUGAAAACGGACAAUUGAUAUAACGUUAACCUUUCUGACCAUGGUAGUGGUAGUGGUGUUGAUGGAUAGCCGUCAAGUUGAAUGCUGCUAGCAUUCGCCACCUAGGCCGGUAAAGACCACAACUUCCCGCAUGCCCCCUUGGUUAGCACGGGCUAAUAGCGAAUCAGAUUAAUGUUUUGUUGGCCAUUGUUAGAAGUGGAGGUGGUGGUGUGUGUGUGUGGUUUUAUCGUUAUUGGCGGUGCGCGGUAGGCCGGAGUAAGUUGCGGAGAGAGUUCGUUCCCUGGAGUUCUUUACAAAAGGGUUGUGCGUGGGAUUAAAGCGGAGUUGUCACGCUUGCGCGCCAGAGCGACCAUUUUGAAGUUGUAGAGUCAAAAAUAACAAAUGCAUUUUAUACAAGUACUAUGUAUAGUUAAUAAAGUAACAUUUAUGUAUUUCUUCACACACUCUUUAUGAAAAUGUGUAAUUCGUGUUUUACAUAGCAGGUUUUUUUUAACGUAAAUUAUCAUCCCGUAAUCUUUGUUUUCGGCACAUAUGUAUGCUCGUGUGUACGUUGAACUUCUCUGGCACCGUACUUUACCAACCAUGCUAAUCAGAGGUUGCGGUGGGCGGGGGGUGUGGAAGACAAGCUAAACAACAAGCAAGGCACGUUGAACGGUUGCUCGCCGGACAAUUAACGCUGGACCCGUCAUUGGGAAAAUCGCGUACGCAAGCUUCCUUUCUACGAUCACAUAUUGCCUGACCUUGCUUUGGCCUUAAAGAUCGCCCACCCCUCCAUUACUGCCUGCUGGGGGGGGCAAUCGCCAUCUGCAAGCGCCUACGACGGCCAGCGCCUGCUACGGCACGCGAGGGGACACGUUCCGGAUACGGGGCCGACUCCCUUGUAUCCCCUGCACCCGCAAACCAACGGUUAACGGCGAAUCAACCUUGCCGGAGACGCGCCCGGGGGGGUGUUGUCGGUCUCGUGGUGCCCAUUUCGCCACUUUUUGCUACUCUCGCCAGCCAUGGCCAAGAGUCGAACCCAGUAGGCUUUGGAAGGGGGGGGGGGGGUGGCGGCGGCUGUGGCGUUGGGUCGGCAUCCUGUGUGACGCCGCUCGACGUCGGAUUACCAGCGCUAAUCGAUGCGCACGCACGCGCGAACGAAGUUAUCCCAAAGCUGGCCAGCUAUCAAGAUGUCACUGCAAGCUUGUAGGUCACCCUGUGGUGGUGGUGGCGGUGGCUUGCUGCUGCUUACCACCACGUGGCUUCCGCUCGGCCCUCCGAUGAGACGAGACCUUCACGGGGGAUUAAUUAAGAAUUGAGGCUAAGCGUGGUUUAAGGCUGAACAUCCUCCCGUGGUUACCGUAUGGGACGGGGUAUCAUCCACGGUUCGAGACGCAGCCAUUUGACAGCGCCGUAAUGAUUUUAGAAAUGUCGCCCGCGUUCCUUUGCGCAGGACCCCUUGUCACGAAGGAUGCCCAUCGCCCUUGCGGGCGUCGGAAAAAGUCGCUUUUGUCACCAGAUUUUGCGCGCCAAGUGUUUCACCCCCCCUAUGUAAAGAAUGCCGUCACAGUUUAAUAACGUGUUCGUAUUGCGUGCGGUAACGCCUUGAAUUUUUUUUUUGGAUUUGGUUGUACUUUUUUUAGGUUGUGCAUGGUGGGGCGGGUAGGGGGGGUUGUUUGGAUUUGUUUUAAGUUUUUUUGUUUGCUUCCCCAUGUUUGUGCACACGUGUGUGCUACAAUGCUUUGUGUUACCCCCUGGGUCUCUGUUGCACAAGGGAUGAUUCUAAAUGGGCUGUCGUGUAAAAAAAACUAAACAUCUGUCAUACUGUACAUACGCCCUCCCCCCCCCCAAAUUGUUUCUACUUAGCACUGUCAAAGGUUCUGCAAUAAAAAAUAAUAAUAAAGCACUGCAAAGUUAA
This is a messenger RNA of Petromyzon marinus (sea lamprey), 5390 nucleotides long. Its product is annotated as histone chaperone ASF1-like. Gene Ontology annotation, biological process: DNA replication-dependent chromatin assembly. Gene Ontology annotation, molecular function: histone binding. Gene Ontology annotation, cellular component: chromatin; nucleus. Lineage: Eukaryota; Metazoa; Chordata; Hyperoartia; Petromyzontiformes; Petromyzontidae. The record is from RefSeq and is a predicted model, not a curated record.